AUGGCAACAGAAGAAACCGUCGACCUUAGCCCAGCGCACGCGCCCCAACCAGCAUCUGUUGAUGCCUUUACAUCCGUCCUGGAUACCGUAAAACAAGAGCUCAUCAAGCUGCGGCGCGAUCAUGACAAGCAUGAGCCAGAGUACUUUCGCGCCGUCAAACACCUUUCCGAUGCCGAUCUAGUAUCCUUCACUGCCGAAGACCUCGAGUCGGUUCGCGCAGCUGUCACAGCGUAUGGCCUGCAUCUCUUCGGCCAGGUGAAGCUGCCUGCUUUGGACAAUGGGUACAUCCACAUCCGCAUAUUUGGAGCUGCUAAGGACGGUACGGAUGGAAGUAGUCUGGACGAGAGGGAGUAUAGUUUACAUAGUAUACAUACCGAGGAAGUUAUUAAGGAUGAUGGGGAUAGGGUAUAUAGAGCGAUAUUUGGCAAGGACGACGCGUUGGAGUGGUUCGAGACUUAG
Messenger RNA from Alternaria burnsii, 459 nucleotides. RefSeq lists its product as uncharacterized. The record is from RefSeq and is a predicted model, not a curated record. The coding region runs from base 1 to 459 and encodes 152 amino acids. Lineage: Eukaryota; Fungi; Ascomycota; Dothideomycetes; Pleosporales; Pleosporaceae. The transcript has 2 exons.